Messenger RNA from Bufo bufo (common toad), 1013 nucleotides. RefSeq names its product zinc finger protein 239-like. The record is from RefSeq and is a predicted model, not a curated record. The coding region runs from base 9 to 1013 and encodes 334 amino acids. Lineage: Eukaryota; Metazoa; Chordata; Amphibia; Anura; Bufonidae. Gene Ontology annotation, biological process: regulation of transcription by RNA polymerase II. The transcript has a single exon. Gene Ontology annotation, molecular function: RNA polymerase II cis-regulatory region sequence-specific DNA binding; DNA-binding transcription factor activity, RNA polymerase II-specific.
GAAACGUCAUGUUAUCACUAGAUCAUAAAGAAGAAGAUCAGGACAACAUGCAGCGUUCUUCAGGAAAAAACCUCAUUACACUGAUCGGAUAUCUAGGACCUCACAGUGCAGAUCUAUCAUACAAUCCUCCUAAUCAUGAAGAACCUUCUCCUGACCAAUCACAGAUUGUAACCACAAGUCCAGAUCUGUCACAUAAUCCUCCUAAUCAUGAGGAACCUUCUCCUGACCAAUCUCAGAUUAUAACCACAAGUCCAGAUCUGUCACAUAAUCCUCCUAAUCAUGAGGAACCUUCUCCUGACCAAUCUCAGAUUGUAACCACAAGUCCAGAUCUGUCACAUAAUCCUCCUAAUCAUGAGGAACCUUCUCGUGACCAAUCUCAGAUUAUAACCACAAGUAGCAGGCAGAAAGGAAGUAAAAGGUUUCAUUGUGAAGAAUGUGGAAAACUGUUUACAAGAAGGUCAGUUCUUUCUGUGCACAGAAGAAUUCACACAGGAGAGAAGCCGUAUUCAUGUUCAGAAUGUGAGAAAUGUUUCACAGACAAAUCAGGUCUCAUUAAACAUCAGAUAAUCCACACAGGAGAGGAGCCAUAUUCAUGUUCAGAGUGUGGGAAAUGUUUCGCACGAAAAUCAAGUCUCCUUAUCCAUCAGACUAUUCACACAGGGCUAAAGCUAUACUCAUGCUCCGAAUGUGAGAAAUCUUUUACAGAAAAAUCAAAUCUCCUUAUACAUCAGAGAAUUCACACAGGGCUAAAGCCAUACUCAUGCUCCGAAUGUGGGAAAUGUUUUACCCAGAAAUCAAAUCUUAUUAUACAUAAGAGACUUCACACAGGAGAGAAGCCAUAUUCAUGUUCAGAGUGUGGAAAAUAUUUUGGUUUGAAGUCAAAUCUUAAAAUACACCAGAGAAUUCACACAGGAGAGAAGCCAUAUUCAUGUUCAGAAUGUGGGAAAUGUUUUAUAGAAAAAGCUAAACUUCUUUGUCAUCAGAAAAUUCACACAACAGAGAAGCCGUAUUAA